Messenger RNA from Echinostoma caproni, 825 nucleotides. The record is from the annotation of a GenBank genome assembly. Lineage: Eukaryota; Metazoa; Platyhelminthes; Trematoda; Plagiorchiida; Echinostomatidae.
AUGCGGAAUACCAGGUCAUCUAUGGAAGGCUUUGCACGAGAAGCUCUGGAACGAAGUAUGUCGUACGAUGCGCACCAGUCUGUGAUGCUGAAUCGGGUGGUCUACGGAACUGAGGAUGAAGAUACGAAUGGAAGUGACGAAGCGGAACAAUUUGAGUGGCAAGUAACCGUGUGCUGUGACGAGCUGCUCUUCUCAGACUCGAACAGCAUUUUCUUGGUCGAUCACGCUUGGACUUUCGAGCCCGGUUCAAUUAGAGAGUCCCUUGAAAAAGUUCCCGGUCUAAAGGAACGGAUGGCUUCUCUGAUGGAUAUUGAAGGAAAUAAUCCAGGCGAACUUAUAGAUGCCAUUGCCGAGUCUGUAUGGCGGUUUUGCCGACAUUACAAAGUAUCACCCUUUGAUAAUCCGGAAUUGUUGCGUCAAAAUCCCGAGUUACAAUAUCUUCGAUGGUACGUUCUGGAUGAGGUGGGCUCGCGAAUCGGUCAUUCAGACGAGCCAACUGCGCGCAUGAUUCCAUUCUUCUACAUCCCGCGCGGCAUUUGCUACUCUGUGUUCUGGCCAUUACGGGAUUUGCACCGUGAUGAUGCGAUCACUGUAGACUAUGUGGAACACGUGAAGGAUGCCAGUUUGCGCCCGUACUAUUUACUGCCAUGGCAACCGCAAGAUCAUUCGGAAGACUCCGUGAAUCAUACGUAUACACUUACGGAUGAAUUUUUCGGACUAUUGUUAAUUCGGUCGCAUCUGACCGAUCCACGCUUCACACUGACAGACAAACCGGAAGAGGCACAGAUCCUGUGGCUCUUGGAACACUUCAAAGAAUUCGCGUAA